GGUUGGUUUGAGAUAAGAACAAGCAAAGUCUACAUCUUAUGGAACAAGAGUUGCUGGCUGGCCAUUUUGCAGACCAAAACUCCAAACAUUAUUCCUUCAAUUCAGCAGAAUUAGAUCUUGGUUUCAGCCACAUACCUUUAACCUUCACUCACUUUGCACCUUUCAUCCUUUUUUACAAUUUCCAAAUUCUCACACACAACAUUUUCUCCUUUUUUUAAGUCCUUUUCUCUGUCAUCCUCUUUUGUUUCUAUUAUCCAACAAUGAUAGACACAAAAAUCCCUUGUGCCUCCUUUUCAGAGAAGAGCAAUGAAUCUCCUUUCAUCUUCCAAUUUUCACAUUAUAUCUCUAUCCCUUCAAGCCAAAAUGCUCACACACGCUCUUCCUUUUGUACACUGUAUCUGGAUGCCUUCUGUUUCUGUCUAUUUUCAAAUUCCAACCCUUAAAAUCUCUUUCCCCUUGUUUUACUUUUCACUUUUAAUUUGAAUUCUUUUCCUCACCUUUCUCUUCUCACUCAAAGUCCACCUUGUUUCACACUUCAACCUCGGUGACAACAACAAAUAACACCGUGAUUAUGUGUUCUGAAAUAGUUCCUCCUCGUUUCUCUUUUUCCCAUGAUGUCUCGGGGCUACCAAAGAAACAAGAUGCGUCACGCAAAGACACUACUCCGCUUGUUGGGUCAAAUCAUGAGUUUGAGUUCAGCACUGGGAGAAGCCUUGAGUUUGAAUCAUCUUCUGCUGAUGAACUUUUCUCUAAUGGGGUGAUCCUUCCCCUUCCCGUUCAGAUGCAGCAACCGAAGAGAAACACAACUCGUAAACACACCCUUUAUGGGGAAUCUCCGUACACGAGACUUCCUCCACUUCCAUGUUCUUCUGACAAAACGAAGAAAGAGAGCAUUAGAGAAGUUGUGGAUGUGAAUGGUGGUGGUUGUUGUGAGAAGAAAACUCAGUCAAACUCUUUCUGGGUGUUCAGCAGAAGCAAAAGUCUUAGUUGUGAUAGAAAGAAAAGCUUCAUGUCUUAUUCACCUCCUUUGUCGAGGAGCAAUUCAACUGGUUCAGUGCCGCCACUUUCAAAGAGAGUGAGUUCAACUAAGCAUUCAUCUGCUAAACCACUCUCAUCUUCAAGUUCUUCAACCUUAAAUUUGUAUCCUGUGCAAAGGUCUCGUUCUGGUAAGAGUUAUGGUGGAUCUUACGCCAAUGGUCUUUGGAUUAGUCCUGUUUUGAACCUACCAACUCCUUGCAUUUCUAAAGCAAGCGCUGGUUUUUUUGGGUUGGGUUCCUUUUUACGUGUUGGGAGGGCCAAGAAAAGCAAGAAGUAAUUUUUGUUCAUAUUAUUAGCUGAUGUCAUUAGUUAAGGUAAUUGAUGAAGUUUAUCAUGAUUUGGAGAGGGAAAAAGAAUGUACGAUGAGGAUGCAGUUAAAAGGGUACAGGGUUGGGAGACAGAACAUCUUUCAUACUUUGUGUGUACUGUGUAUAAUGAAUGGAAGGUUUUGUGGGUAGUGCUUGCUUAGAUUAGCACUUGUUUAUUUGUCA
This is a messenger RNA of Vigna unguiculata (cowpea), 1529 nucleotides long. RefSeq lists its product as uncharacterized. Lineage: Eukaryota; Viridiplantae; Streptophyta; Magnoliopsida; Fabales; Fabaceae. The record is from RefSeq and is a predicted model, not a curated record.